Messenger RNA from Pipistrellus kuhlii (Kuhl's pipistrelle), 2605 nucleotides. Its product is annotated as cytochrome P450 4F3. The transcript is spliced from 12 exons. The record is from RefSeq and is a predicted model, not a curated record. Gene Ontology annotation, molecular function: heme binding; monooxygenase activity; iron ion binding. The coding region runs from base 189 to 1673 and encodes 494 amino acids. Lineage: Eukaryota; Metazoa; Chordata; Mammalia; Chiroptera; Vespertilionidae.
CCACCAGAGAGCAGAGGCCGGGCCGGGGACAAGGCAGGAUGUGUCAGAGGGCCGGGCUCUGACACCAGCAUUCUGGUGACCCUGGUUCUCGUUGACCCGCUGAGGUCUCUUGCAGCUCUGAGUGGUGGAAACUCAACCCUGUGUGGUCUAAGCCAAGGAAGGGACUCCAUGGAUGGUCCCGUCCACGGAUGUUGCCUUCAGGCACAGCUGGAUCCAGGUGCCCAAGAAGGUCCUCAGGAAUCUGUCUUCACUUUUUUGGUUCUGUUUUCCUCUGUGAGCCCUUCACUCUCAUGCUGAUUCGGAGCUCGGAGGAAGGUCUGCUGUACGAACAGGGCCUGGCGAGCACCUUUGGGGAUGUGUGCUGCUGGUGGGUGGGGCCCUCGUACGCGGUCAUUCGCAUCUUCCACCCCACCUACAUCAAACCCGUGCUCUUUGCCUCAGCUGCCAUCGCCCCCAAGGACAUGCUCUUCUACAGCUCUCUGAAGCCCUGGCUGGGGGAUGGGCUUCUGCUGAGUGCUGGUGACAAGUGGAGCCACCACCGCCGCCUGCUGACCCCCGCCUUCCACUUCAACAUCCUGAAGCCCUACAUGAAGAUCUUCAACGACAGCGUGAAUAUCAUGCAUGCCAAGUGGAAGCGCCUGGCCUCCGAGGGCAGCACCCGCCUGGACAUGUUUGAGCACAUCAGCCUCAUGACCCUGGACAGUCUGCAGAAAUGUGUCUUCAGUUUUGACAGCAAUUGCCAGGAGAGGCCCAGCGAAUAUAUUGCCGCCAUCUUGGAGCUCAGUGCCCUUGUGACCAAACGGCACCAUCAGCUCCUCUUGUACUAUGACUUCCUGUACUACCUCACCCCCGAUGGACAGCGCUUCCGCCGGGCCUGCCGCCUGGUGCACGACUUCACGGAUGCUGUCAUCCGGGAGCGGCGCCGCACCCUCCCCGAUCAGGGUGUGGAGGACUUCCUGAGGGCCAAGGCCAAGGCCAAGACUUUGGACUUCAUUGAUGUGCUCCUGCUGACCAAGGAUGAAGAUGGGAAGGGGCUGUCGGAUGAGGACAUCCGAGCUGAGGCUGACACCUUCAUGUUUGAGGGCCAUGACACCACCGCCAGCGGCCUCUCCUGGGUCCUGUACAACCUCGCGAAGCACCCGGAAUACCAGGAGCGCUGCCGGCAGGAGGUGCGACAGCUGCUGGGGGACCGUGAGCCUCCAGAGAUGGAAUGGGACGACCUGGCCCAGCUGCCCUUCCUGACCAUGUGCAUCAAGGAGAGCCUGCGCCUGCACCCCCCGGUCACCGUCAUCUCCCGCUGCUGCACCCAGGACAUCGCGCUCCCCGAUGGCAGGGUCAUCCCCAAAGGUGUUACCUGCCUUAUCAGUAUUUUUGGGACCCAUCACAACCCAACUGUGUGGCCAGACCCUGAGGUCUAUAACCCUUUCCGCUUCGAACCAGAGAAGAUCCAGGAGCGGUCACCGCUGGCUUUCAUUCCCUUCUCCGCGGGGCCCAGGAACUGCAUCGGGCAGACGUUCGCCAUGGCCGAGAUGAAGGUGGUGCUGGCGCUCACGCUGCUGCGCUUCCGCGUCCUGUGCGAUGAGGACGACCCCCGCAGGAAGCCUGAGCUCAUCCUGCGCGCGGAGGGCGGCCUGUGGCUGCGGGUGGAGCCGCUGAGCACGGACCCACAGUGACCCUGUGCCACCCCGGCUGGGUCAACCCGUGACCCCACACACCACCUCCUUUGUAGGUUCCCAGCAAUAAACUGCUGUCUCUUCUGCCCCAGCUUCUCCGAGAGCCUCUAGGAGGCUUUUGAGGCCUGUGGGGACCCAGGGGCUGGGCAUACCUGGAGGGGAGGGUGGGGGCGAAAGUGUCCCUGAGCCCAGACCCUGACUGCCUCUGCCUAGGGCUCCACGCUGAUAGCGGAAGAAGAGUUCUCCCAGAGACACCUAUGGAUUUUAUAGGGGCAGAAAGAGGGGCACAGUUGAAGUUCUUAGUCACGGAGAACCCAUAGAGGCAGAUUCAUUCCUACAAGUCCCGGAUGCCUCCCCAAGCAGUUCGCUGGCGGGCCCAGAACCCAGGGCAGGAGGCCCGGCGUCCUCUGCAGGACUCAAGUUUCUUUCUGCCCUUGUCAGCAGCCCCACCCUGUGCCUCUCCCCUUCUACCCCUCCCCACCCUCAGGUGUGUCUCUCAGGUGACCCCUGCCCUGCCUCUAGGAAGCCCCUCUCUUCCCUUGAUGUUGCCCAGGCAGCCUGUCCAACAGGUACUGGUUGAGGCCCCAUUGUGUACCAGGCACUCUCACAAGAGUGUUUGGAGUGCCCCCAAACCCUCAUCCCUGACCUUUCACCUCCAAGUCCCUCCUUGGGGUGGAGUGAGGGCAGGCCAUCCUUUGACCUUGAAGCUCAAAGCCAGACUGUUGUAAACCGAACCUCCCCCCAAGGGUACGGGUUCCAGAGUCAGACUGCUUGGCUUUAAGUGUCAGCUCUGCUGUGUGCCCUGGGCAAGGCCAGUCUCUUUCUGUGCCCUGGUUUCCUCUGUGCAAAGAGGCAGCAAUGUGUAUCUCAGGGUUGACUACCUGUGCUUGGUGAACAGUAAAUGCUCAAUAAAUGUUGCCAUUAUUACUUUC